Molecule: messenger RNA, 839 nt
Organism: Clupea harengus (Atlantic herring)
Lineage: Eukaryota; Metazoa; Chordata; Actinopteri; Clupeiformes; Clupeidae
Exons: 3
Coding region: 1-765 (254 amino acids)
Biological process (GO): G protein-coupled receptor signaling pathway; cell surface receptor signaling pathway
Cellular component (GO): membrane
Molecular function (GO): protein binding; G protein-coupled receptor activity
Source: RefSeq, a predicted model, not a curated record
AUGGACGACAUUGCUUUCAGAGCACCUUUUUUCAACCUGGGCAAUAUUUAUUGUAUUUGUAUUCUAGAUUCCUCUUUCAGUCUGCAUUCUAAAUGUAUAUCUCUCUUUUCCUAUGACCUUCCACCUGUCUGUGUUUCUGUCUUGUCCACCCCCUCCCCUUCAGCUCCCCCUGAUGUUACCGAGGUGAAUGUGGCAACCCGCUCUGAGACUCACAUAGAGCUAGAGUGGACCAAAGUCAACAACAUCAAGACUUACAUACUGAAAUCAUUCGAUGGAUCAGAAACCCCCAUCACUGGAUUAGAUGGGAACAAAGUGACACACAGAGUGUCAUCUCUCUCUGCUGGAACUGAAUACUCAUUCACUCUCUUCACGGUGUUUGAGGAAGUGAGAAGCACAGGAUAUAUCUUCUCAGCAGUUACAGCUCCCCCUGAUGUUACCCAGGUGAAUGUGGCAACCCGCUCUGAGACUCACAUAGAGCUAGAGUGGACCAAAGUCAACAACAUCAAGACUUACAUACUGAAAUCAUUCGAUGGAUCAGAAACCCCCAUCACUGGAUUAGAUGGGAACAAAGUGACACACAGAGUGUCAUCUCUCUCUGCUGGAACUGAAUACUCAUUCACUCUCUUCACGGUGUUUGAGGAAGUGAGAAGCACAGGAUAUAUCUUCUCAGCAGUUACAGGUAUGUCUCUUUUUUUAUUGCGAAAUUUCAAAGAGUUUUUCUCCGCAACACUUGAAAACCUGUGUCAGCUAGCUCAUAAUAAAUGACACUGUCUAAUGUAUAUCUAGCAUGUCGCCAACAACAUUUUAUUAGAUUACUCAUACUCUACAUUCAAACGCUU